AUGCCUUGCAAUAUCUUGAAAGAUUUGGAUAUGCUAACAAGUCGGAACAGAUAUGUCAUCGAAAAUGAUUUUGGUGAACAUUGGUAUCAUGUUAGAACAAAAUGGAAAAAAACUACCCUAAAAUGGUAUUUUCCUCAAGCCACACCACCAUACGUUGCUGCUGCUGAAAAGGCAUUUGAUAUAUGGCAACAAAAUUCCAAAUUUACAUUUAAACGAGUUUUGAUUCCUGUGCCUUCGCCUGACUUAACUAUUACUAUUGUGAAUGAAAAACAUCAAUUUCGAGCCAAUUGUCAAGGUAAUGAAUAUUGUGCCUUUAAUUUUGAUGGUCCCGGUAAGGUGUUAGCUCAUGCUUAUUUUCCCUCUGGAGAUGGAUGUAUUGAAAUUCGUUUUGAUCGUAAUGAACGAUGGAAUCCAAACAUCGAUGGAAUUGUACAAGACACUGAAACUAACUUCUUUCUGGUAUUAGCACACGAAAUCGGCCACACCUUAGGAAUUGGUCACGGUGACGUUUCAACUGCAAUAAUGUUUCCGUGGUAUCAGAAAAACAUUACAAUGCUCGAUGAAGAUGACAAAAUGGCGCUCGAAUCUCUUUAUGGUCCUACACAAAAAUUUAUACAUAAUCCAUAUAACGAAGCGACGACGACGACAACUAUGCAACCAACACAACCACCUCUUUCACAUCAACCACCCGUGAUGCAGACUAAUAUAUGUGAUAUUAAAGCUCCGGAUUUUAUGUUUCUUGCCUCAUCUCCGUAA
Messenger RNA from Diorhabda sublineata, 756 nucleotides. Its product is annotated as matrix metalloproteinase-2-like. Gene Ontology annotation, molecular function: zinc ion binding; metalloendopeptidase activity. Gene Ontology annotation, biological process: collagen catabolic process; proteolysis; extracellular matrix organization. Lineage: Eukaryota; Metazoa; Arthropoda; Insecta; Coleoptera; Chrysomelidae. The record is from RefSeq and is a predicted model, not a curated record. The coding region runs from base 1 to 756 and encodes 251 amino acids. Gene Ontology annotation, cellular component: extracellular matrix. The transcript has a single exon.